CUUGAGCAUCGUAACAAGAGUUUUACGAGAGACUAUAAAGACUGUAAAAUUUUGGUCUGAGUAAAAACGAAUUAAAUGCAUAUUCUUUGAUUAACCUUUUUGCUCAGACAUAAAGAAACAAUUGUGUGAAUGAUUUAAUAUUCAAAUAUCAAGUCAUAGUGCUGUUGGUGGAUACCUUGGAGACGUGAUUGUAAACAUAUUAUUGAACGUACGUUAAUCGAAGAUUUGAAGCAACAAUGACGAUGAUAUCCCAUAAGAUUAUGUUCCGUGACAUAUCAAGGGCCACUCUGAAGUAUGGACGGCAGCUUCGAUGAUGACGAGCCUUUUAUAUUCAGACUCAAUGAGAACGGAUCGGGACCCGGUCUUCUGGUCAAGGUGUGUGCGGAGCGUGGUUGGCGAGUAUACCAGGGUUACCACACUGGCUUGGAGGAGCGUUGGAACCUUUGGUGGAAGACCAGCGCCUUCCCAGCCGCCAGCUACAAGACCUUAGGAGACUGGCAGUUCAUGAACCACAUACCGAAAGGAGGAUCGAUAUGCAGGAAGGACAAUCUUUCACGUCUUCUGCGAUGCAUGAAGCGGAUUUACGGCGCUGUUUACGACUUCAGCCCACCUUGCUACCACCUACCACUGGAGUACGCAAAGCUGGUGUCGGAGUGUUCUCGACUGCGGCGCGAUGAGAAUGGCGCUGGGGCCAACGUCGUCUGGAUCCACAAACCCGUGGCGCAGAGCCAGGGGAGAGGAAUCUUUCUGUUUCGGUCUAACACCCUAUUUCAGAGUCUGUGCGAGAUGAACUGCGGGACGUCGGCGGUGGUGCAGCGCUACAUCGAGCGGCCUCUGCUGAUUGCCGGCUACAAGUUCGACCUGCGCCUCUAUGUGUGCGUGCCCGGCUACAGGCCGCUCACAGCAUACAUGUACGCUGAGGGCCUCGCUAGAUUCGGCACGGAUAAAUACACGCUCUCGGACAUCCACAACCCGUAUCGGCACCUGACCAACUCGUCGCUCAACAAAAGCGGCCCGAGAUACGCUGAAUGUAAGGACCGAAUCGGUAGUGGGUGUAAGUGGACGCUGACGCAAGUUCGUCGGGCUCUCAUUGGUCGUUGGGGUGCGGCUGAGUGGGUGGUGUGGCAGCGUAUUAGAGCGUUGGUGACGCUGACCCUGCUAGCCCAGGCAGCCGGGACCCCGCCGGCAAGGAACUGCUUCGAGUUCUAUGGCUUCGAUGUUUUAUUGGAUGAUUGUUUGAAGCCGUGGCUGCUGGAGGUGAAUCUCUCUCCAGCAUUGGCAUCAGACUGCGAAGCGGACGUGGUGGUUAAGCAGCCGAUGCUGCACGAACUAUUCGAUCUGUUGGGUCUGCCAAUGAAGCAUACUGGACUUGCCAAGUUACAAGCUCCUCCACCUCCUACGCCAAACCUCAACAGUUGUAGCUCUGAAGAUGAGAAUGGAUCGACGAAGUCAGGUCGCACCCGUACUGCACCCCGGCGUGGAGCACGCGUGCGCCGGCGCCGCGCGAUGCCCAUGCACUGCGUGACGCUGCAGGGUCCUGGCGCUCCGGAGAAGGCUGUGCCGUCCUCACAGUCUACAGCGGGCGCAGUCAACGGUUCAGCCGCUAACGCGCCACCAGACAAAACAAAUGAUUCUAUCGAAAAAGGCAAGGAGUUAAACAGCGGCCGGUACAAAUGCGCAGAUACAAACAGUGAAGCCGAAGUUCAGUCGACCUCAAACGGCUCAAUUCCGGCUACGGAGACCGUGGAUGAGUCGUGGCGCGGAGGUUACUCCACGGCCGCGUCCCGCCGCCGCGUGAUGACGGCGUGCCACUGGGGCAACGGCGUCAAGUGGAACCAGGCCAUCGGCCGCGUGGGGCACUGGGUGCGCAUCUACCCGCACUCGCUGCCCAAGGAUGAUGAGUUGCCAGUUGAAGAUGUACGUGACAGCGUUGCUCAGGUAUCUAAGUUCGUACGAGCAGCUCGCGAAGUAAGUCGUGAAUGUGGUAAAGAUACGUCAGCCCCCCGCGACGCCGCUAGAGACGCGGUCUUCGAGGAAGCGCUGCGCAAGAAGCUAGACUUCGGUCCCCACUUCCAAGUGUGGCUGCCCCCCUUCUGAUGUGUUCAUAUUAAACAUAAGCCAUAAAUGUUUUUAACUUUAAGGCCUAUUUAAUAAAUGCUUAUUAUAAUU
Trichoplusia ni (cabbage looper) is the source of this 2169-nucleotide messenger RNA. Its product is annotated as probable tubulin polyglutamylase TTLL2. The coding region runs from base 295 to 2097 and encodes 600 amino acids. NCBI's taxonomy places the organism in Eukaryota, Metazoa, Arthropoda, Insecta, Lepidoptera, Noctuidae. The transcript has 13 exons. Gene Ontology annotation, biological process: protein polyglutamylation; microtubule cytoskeleton organization. The record is from RefSeq and is a predicted model, not a curated record. Gene Ontology annotation, molecular function: tubulin-glutamic acid ligase activity; tubulin binding. Gene Ontology annotation, cellular component: cilium.